Caenorhabditis elegans is the source of this 1202-nucleotide messenger RNA. Lineage: Eukaryota; Metazoa; Nematoda; Chromadorea; Rhabditida; Rhabditidae. The record is from the annotation of a RefSeq genome assembly.
AUGAUCUUCAAGUGCUGGGUUUAUAUAUUAAUAUCUUCAAGUUUUGCUGCCCUUUUGAACGCUGAAUUUGUUUGUCCGAAUCCAUCCAUCAAAAAAGACUAUGGUCUCACUGGAGCUAUUCCUUCCGGAGCAACUUCCAUGGUCAAAGUGCCUGCAGGGACAUCUUGCACAUAUUUAUUCGACAUCCCAAAAGGAUAUGCAAUGAAAGUUGAAACAUCGGCCAUUUACGAUGCUUCACAUGAUGUUCAUAUCAAAUUCGACAAUUUUUACAUUGCUUCUCCGGCAGUCAAAGAAGUAGAAUAUGCUGUCAACCAGACCCUCGCCUAUGAAGUUGUCUCUGUGACUGGAAAUUUGACAUUUUCGCCACCUACUCAUUCAUUGAUAUGUCAAUUUAUGAACAAGUUAUCAAACCAACUGGCACAUACUUCAAUACUACUCUCGAAUCAAACAAGUUUUACACUGUGAAAGCAUUGGAGAACGAUCAGGUGGGGCUAAAGUAUGGCUCUCUUCCGGAAACAAUCUAUGAUCACUCGAUCUACGAAAUAUUUGUAUUUGAUGGAGAAACUAUUGACCCUUCAAAUUAUUUGGGCAGAUUCACUUAGCUGUACAAUGCACCUCAAUUUGCAGUGUAUUCCACUUCAACCACUUUGACAUUAUUGAAUCUUUAUGGAACACCGUCUGAAUCAUUCUUUGUGACAAAUGAUGCAUCUACAAUCGAAAAUAUGGAUCAAUACCGAAUAUUGAUUAUUGAUUCGGACAAAAAGUUAAAUGGAACAAUGGUGAAUGUUAAUAAUAAAAAUGAUUCGUGGUUCACUUUUAUCUUCAAUCAAUGUGCCACGUUUUUCCUCGAGUCAAUUACUUUCGAUUCAAAAUACAAAGGUGGUGAAAACGGUUAUCUUGAAAUCCAGGAAAUGACCCCGACGCAGAAGCUUCAACCAAUGAUCAAGUAUCCAUAUUCUCCUAACACCUACAAAAAUAUUCAUCGAUUAAUUCCAUCCCAGAUUGCGACUUUUCAUGUUCAAAGCGCAUGUAUUCACUUUUCCAUUAAACCGAAUUAUCAGCAAGUAGUCGGUACUACUAGUGCCUCCCAAUCUGCUAGCUCUUCGAUGACAACCGGUUACGCUGAAGCAACAACAAGAGGAGCGAGUUUUCUUUUUUCUGCAUCAUCCUUCAUAAUUAUCGUUGUUAUUUUGCUAUUAUGA